Messenger RNA from Paramecium primaurelia, 482 nucleotides. NCBI's taxonomy places the organism in Eukaryota, Ciliophora, Oligohymenophorea, Peniculida, Parameciidae. The record is from the annotation of a GenBank genome assembly.
AUGGAUAUAUACAAUAUCUUAGAAUUAAGUUUAUAUUUAUGUAAUUAUAUUUAAUGUAUUUAUAAGAAUUAAAUUAAAAGUAAUAGUUAUUAGAAAUAUAAAUUAUAGAAAAUGGUAAAAAAUAAAAACUAUUUGAUACAAAAAUUUAUUCCAAAUUAAAAAUUAACUUUGUUAUUCAAAAAUUUAAUGCAGUUUCUUGAUAAAUCUUAGAUUGAGUAUAAUGUAUAUUAUUAUCUUGACAUUCAAUAUGUUGAUUUCUAUAUUUAAAUGAGAAAUCACAUAAUAUUGGUAGAUAAUUUAUUAUAUGUAACUUAUGAUAUGGUACAUAAUUGUCUUUCUUAAGAAACAUUACACUGGUUUUCAUUAUUUUAAUAAAUCCAUUCAUGAAUGCUAAAAAAUAUAAAUUAAAGGAAAUUCGAAUUAAUUUAAAUGAAUGGAAUCAGAUGAAUGAUGAUCAAAGAGGAAAGGUUUUGUUAAUGUGA